GUUGCCUUCACCUAAAGAAAACCCUAAGCAUUACCCCAAUCUAACAAAUUAUAAUAUAUAUCCUAUGGAAGUGGUUUGCAUUUCAACUUCGUUUGAGAAUAACAUUGCAUUUGUCUUUCAAUGGAAAACGAAGACACCAAACAAUCAUCAAAGAGGGUGCCCUCUACCGAGCUCGAACAAAUCGACUCCGACUUCGCCAUGGCCAUGGCAUUGCAGGAACAAGAAAGAGCUUCUUCAAUGAUCGAGAGUGAUGAUAGCGAAGAGUACGAUACCGAGGCAUCCUACGAAGAAAGCAACGUUAAUGAUUACGAGUGUUUUGAAGGCCUCGAAGCCGGAGAUGACCUAGAGUUCGAAGAUAUGGAAGAAGAUGAUUUUGAAGAAGAAGAAGAAGAAGAUGAUGAUGAGAUAGAUCCGGACGAUUUAUCGUACGAAGAGUUGAUUUCUUUGGGAGAGAUUAUAGGAGUGGAGAAGAGAGGGUUAUCUCCCGACGAAAUUUCACAGUGCUUGAUCCAAUGCAAGUUUCGAUCCGUCAAGUGCAAAACCGAAAUCGAUCGGUGCGUGAUUUGUCAAACCGAAUACGAAGAAGAUGAAGGUGUUGUGGCUCUUCGGAAUUGUGAACAUCCAUACCAUUCAGAUUGUAUAUCUAAAUGGCUUCAAGUUAAGAAGAUCUGCCCCAUUUGUAGCACUGAAAUCUCAUCCCCCAAGAAUUAAGGUUAGGAAUUA
Messenger RNA from Hibiscus syriacus, 723 nucleotides. Its product is annotated as E3 ubiquitin ligase BIG BROTHER-related-like. The transcript has a single exon. The coding region runs from base 121 to 711 and encodes 196 amino acids. NCBI's taxonomy places the organism in Eukaryota, Viridiplantae, Streptophyta, Magnoliopsida, Malvales, Malvaceae. The record is from RefSeq and is a predicted model, not a curated record.